AUGAUUGAUAGAAAUUCCACGAACGAAACGAGCCAUGUGGUCAGUGUUAAAGUUGUUGAUGUAGAAAAAAGGUAUCGACCAGGACCUAAACAUUACGUGUAUGUUAUUCAAGUUACUUGGUCUAAUCCGGCAAAUAUUUUCAUUAUCUAUCGACGAUACGCUCAGUUCUUCGACCUUCAAUGCAAAUUACUGGAUCUAUUUGCCGAAGCACCAUCACCAUCGAACAACUACAAAAGCCAACCACGGCAGAUUCCCUUUCUUCCCGGAAAAAUUUUUCUCGGCCGAAGCCAAAUUCGUCAAAUAGCCUUAGAACGAAAACAAGCAUUGAACAUCUAUUGUCAAACGUUGAUUUCUCUACCAGAACAAAUCUCUCGAUCUCGACCGGUACUGCAAUUUUUUCAGCCAUUACCUACUGAUGUGCAAAACUCGAGUGAUACAACAGCUAAUGAGAGGAAAUCUGUCACGAAAGAAUCAGUAGUCAUCAGCAGACCAUUGAAAUUACCAACAUAUCGAUGUUUCAGCGACUUUGAAGCUGUGGAGAAGAUUGAGAUAUCGUUGAAAAAGAACACUCUUGUACAGGUUAUUCACAAACAUCUCAAUGGAUGGUGGUUCGUACAAAAUGGCGAUCGAAAAGGUUUUGUGCCAGGAGCAUUUCUCGAACCCAUCGAGCAACAGCAGCAGAAUGUCUUAGAAACAGACGACUUCUCGACAACAGGAAAUGAGACUUAUAUUGUAAAUAAAUCUUACGAGGCAAUGAAUCGAGAUGAAAUCUCUUUGGAUCAAGGAUCGUUCGCAACCGUUUUAGAGAAAUCUUUUACGGGAUGGUGGAUAGUCAAAUUUCAUGACCGAACUGGUCAAUUUCCGGCUGUUUAUUUAACUUCUUGUAAAGGACGAGUUAUUCCUGAAACGAUUCCAAGCACGGAAUCAACAACGGUUCUUCAACGACUAAGUAGCUUGAAAAAUUAUGAACGAAAUGAUAAUGACGAACUUCCGCCUGCUAAUGCUCCUGAGCUGUUUUACGUCCAUACAGAUUUUCAUGACGAUGUCGGCGACUGCGUAUCUUUACGGCGUGGUGAUGUUGUUGAAAUUCAUGACAAACAUAUAAGUGGCUGGUGGUUGGGACGACGAUUGAAAGAUGACUUUAUCCUCACUUGGCUUCCUUCUGCUUUUCUUCAAAAAAUACGUAUAUCACCGAUGUUCAUGCUCCGACAUAUCCCACCGUGUCCGUGGAAGGACAAUCGCAAAUUUCGAUGA
Messenger RNA from Adineta ricciae, 1254 nucleotides. NCBI's taxonomy places the organism in Eukaryota, Metazoa, Rotifera, Eurotatoria, Adinetida, Adinetidae. The record is from the annotation of a GenBank genome assembly.